AUGUUUCCAUGUCUUGAAAAAGUGUAUUAGAUGGUUCUGUAAACUCAACUCUAAUUUCUAGAUAUUGAUCCAAUACUCUAAAUCAAAUUGCAAGAUCCAUAUCGAUUGAUUUUGAAGAAAGAAUACUUGCAUAUCUAUAAGGAGGAUGAUCCAUUUAUUUCUUUUUCAAUAAGUUUUCCAAAUUUAAUUAGAUGGCAUGUUAAAAAUAAAAACUUAGUUGGUUUUACAAUAAAAGAAUUUGAAUUUACAAGUCAUUAAAGCAAUUUACUAAAAGAAUUAAAAAAAAUCUUAUCAGGAAGAUUAUUUUUCUCAAAAGUUCAAGACUUUUUUAUUCCUUUAAAAACAUUAGGAAAGGGAAGUUCUUCAAAAGUAUUAUUAGUGAGAGAAAUGGAUAAUGGAGAAUAUUAUGCAGCAAAAUGUGUAUAAAAAGAAGAAAUGCAAUUUUAAGAGAUAGAGAUAAAUAAUUAAUUAUAGCACUCUGCUUUUAUAAAGGUAAAAGAAGUAUAUUAAGGAGAGACAAGUUAUUAUAUAGUAAUGGAUUUAUUAUCAGGUAAAAAUUUAUAAUCGUUUCUCGGAAAUCAUAAACCAUUACCAUUAGAUUAAACUAAAUAAAUAAUGCAUGUAUGAUGAUCAAUAAAUAUUAGAGGCUUUAUUAGAAGGAGUAGAAUAUAUGCAUUCUAAAAAUAUUAUGCAUAGAGACAUAAAACCUGAAAAUAUAAUUUUAGAAAUGAGAGAUGGACAAGUUAGACUUAAAAUUGUAGAUUUUGGUUUAGCUACUUAUAGUACUUUGAGUAUUAUAUUAUAAAUAAUAUUUAGAAAGAUUUAAAUAUCCAAAAUGUGGAACUCCAGGGUUUGUUGCUCCUGAAGUCAUUAAUUUAUAAAAUAGUAAUCAAACUUAUGAUAAGGUUUGUGAUAUUUUCAGUUGUGGAGUAAUCUUCUAUAAAUUGCUUACAGGAAGAGAUGUAUUUCCAGGAUCUGGUUUUACUUAUGUAUUAGAACUUAAUAAAAAAUGUAAUAUUGAUUUCUCUCAUCUAACUCUUUAAAAAUUACCUGUAAAUUUGACAGUAUGAAUUUUUAUUAUUGAGGAAUCUUGUUUAAAGGAUGUUAUCUAGAGAUCCUAAAUUAAGACCUACAGCUACAGAGUGUUUGAAUCAUGAAUUCUUUAAGAACAUUGAAAAAUAUAAUACUUUACAAAAAAAAUAAGGAUUUUUAUAGAGUAAACUACAUACUGUAGAAUUCAAUUAGGAUCAAGAAAUUUAAGAUUAUUAAGGAUCAUUUAUAACCACAG
Molecule: messenger RNA, 1288 nt
Organism: Paramecium sonneborni
Lineage: Eukaryota; Ciliophora; Oligohymenophorea; Peniculida; Parameciidae
Source: the annotation of a GenBank genome assembly